AUGAUUCUAACCCAAUGGGUUUCCUUCACGCCGGUGACUAAGGCUUCCGACCAGCUUUUCCGACGAUAUUCGGAGUUUCGCGGUCUAUCCUCCGUCACUUGUCGGUUGAGAUCCGGCUCUUCUGUCGGAUGCUCUUGUCUGAAAAGCAAACCCCCUCACGAUACAACCGAGUUGGAGAAUGGAGAAGAAGAAGGGUUCUCGGUUUUGGCAUCAGACAUUCCAUGGGAAGAGAAUGCCAUAUGGAGCACAUUUGCUCUUUACAUGUUCUGUCUUCAUAUUCCUCUCAGUUUUGGGGGUUUAUCCAUUGUUGCCAACAUACUCCACCAAAAGCUUCUCGAUCCUCAAACCCAAGUGCUGUCACUUGUGGUUCUCCAAAUGGUGGAACUUUCAGGGACUGUCUUCCUGCUGAGGAACACUGCAAAGCCUCAAUGCAAAUCAAUCAACUUUCUAAAGGGUAAUAAUGACUCGAGACAAGGAAGAAACUGGGUGGUUGGCUCAGCAUUGGGUUUGGGAUGUCUUGUGGGCUUUAUAUUCAUCACGUCACUUGUAGCUGAUCAACUCUUUGGUUCUAAGGUCUCCCUUACGCAUAGACUCUUCUCUGCUAAUAUCAUACUAUCAUUUAGCAUAUAUAACUUAGCAGAAGCAAAUAUGUGUUUAGGCAGUGGACAACUCGGAGUUGGAGAAGAUAAUGGUGAACGGGGAUGUAUCGAGAAGCGGGUGUUUUGCUCUCUACUGCGUUGUAGCUCCCAUCAUCGAGGAGAUUGUGUACAGACGCUUUCUACUGACAUCUUUAGCGUCGAGAAUGGAAUGGAGGAAGGCGCUAGUGAUCAGCUCAGGAGUAUUUGCAGCAUCGCACUUCUCAGGCGAAGGGUUGGUGCAGCUGUUUGGGAUAGGGUGCGUUCUAGGGGCAUGUUACAGCUGGUCAGGGAACUUAGCCUCGUCGGUGGUCGUUCACUCCUUGUACAAUGCCUUGACACUCCUCCUUACGUUGCUCUCUUAAGCCAAACCAGCUUCCCAUGUUCAGAGAUGACGUAA
Arabis nemorensis is the source of this 1035-nucleotide messenger RNA. The record is from the annotation of a GenBank genome assembly. Lineage: Eukaryota; Viridiplantae; Streptophyta; Magnoliopsida; Brassicales; Brassicaceae.